Messenger RNA from Wickerhamiella sorbophila, 897 nucleotides. RefSeq names its product Deoxycytidylate deaminase. The transcript has a single exon. The record is from RefSeq and is a predicted model, not a curated record. Gene Ontology annotation, molecular function: hydrolase activity; zinc ion binding. The coding region runs from base 1 to 897 and encodes 298 amino acids. NCBI's taxonomy places the organism in Eukaryota, Fungi, Ascomycota, Dipodascomycetes, Dipodascales, Trichomonascaceae.
AUGCUUUUAGGAAUUUCAGGCACUGUGGGUAGCGGUAGGCAUGAGGCAGUAAACUAUUUUGUGAGUAAGGGCUUCAAACUACUGCAAUGCGAUGGCUCUACGCAAAGUGUGGCGGAUAUUAUAGAUUGUGUGACACCUCGCUGGCGCGAGAACUUCGUGGUGCUGAUCCACUCUCUUGAGCAGCUCAUUGCUGCUGAGCGCCGGCCAUUUUUUCUGCACCUCACGCUCGAUGCUCCGCUGAGUCUCAGAUUCGAACGGAGUGGAUCAAAAGAUCUCACGCAAUUCGUUCAAGCGAGCGAUAAGCGAGUUUUCCAAGAAGAUGGGGCCAGGAUCUUUUCCAGGGCACAAGUUGCCCUCAUAAACGGCUUUGAAACGAUCAACAAAUUCGAGCAUGCAUUAGAAACCUUAGAUAUUGAGAAUCCAACUCGUAUGCGACCGGAUUGGGACGCUUAUUUCAUGACAAUUGCAGAUUUGGCUGCUCAACGGUCUAACUGUAUGAAGAGACGUGUCGGAUGCGUAGUAGUUCGUGAAUUCAGAGUGGUUUCUACUGGAUACAAUGGCACUCCACGUGGUGUUCCGAAUUGCAACCAGGGGGGAUGCAAGCGUUGCAACAGUGCGCAGAAAUCGGGAGCGGGCCUGGACGCGUGCUUGUGUUUGCAUGCAGAAGAGAACGCUCUUCUUGAAGCCGGACGUGAUCGCCUGGGAGCGACUUCUGUUUUAUACUGUAACACAUGUCCUUGCCUCACAUGCAGUAUCAAGAUUAUCCAAAGUGGAAUAACCGAAGUGAUAUAUUCACAAAAGUAUUCUAUGGACGAGCAGACGGCUGCGGUUUUCAAGCAGGCAGGCAUCCAUUUGAGGCAAUACCACCCUCCUCAGCAGGGCUUAGUGUCUGUUUAG